UACAUUCGGCUUCGGCAUGCCGGGGGAGGCUCUCUUUGCCACGGCAUCUCCAAGCUCAUUAACGCCGAGAUACCCACAGUAAGCAUAAAAAAGCCCCUGGUUCCAGCCACUCAGGAAAACUAACCCCACUUGGUCAGGGCACACCAUGGGGAUACAAUCACCUUUUGGGUCACCGGUCUUGCCUCGGAUGAAGUCCGUCGAGCAACCUGCCACUCUGUCAUUCUUAUUGGAAACAAGACAGAAUAGCGUUGAAAAAAAAAGCUCUUCUCGGCGACGAUCCAGCCCUCGAUCGGCUCACUGUGCCGGAAGAUCGUACCUCGGCCAUCCAACCACAUCCCCUCGAUUAUUAUGCAUAAAGCGCCUUUUUGUGCUUAUUCGAUUUUACAUUUCUUGUCCUCUAUGCUUAUCCUCAUGCCAAUUUUCAUUAAUCUUUCCUUUGCCCCCCACCCAACGCGCCGACCGAGCGGUUUGCAUCUCCGCAGCAGUUCUGACUCGCGUCACCCUCUUCUCCAAAAGCCGCCUCGUUCGUGGCUCCCUUACGACUCCUUAUUGCAUUGUCUCUCGUAACAGAAUCACGCCAUGAUGCCUCAACAACUCCGAGACGCCCUUGCACAACUCCGCGGGACAUUUAGUCUCCAUCGUUCACGUGCAGUCCACCCCCGAUGAUCUGUGGCCGCGUUAGUGAUUUUUAUGACAUACU
Aspergillus neoniger CBS 115656 is the source of this 700-nucleotide messenger RNA. RefSeq lists its product as uncharacterized. The record is from RefSeq and is a predicted model, not a curated record. Bases 146 to 583 code for a protein of 145 amino acids. The transcript has a single exon. NCBI's taxonomy places the organism in Eukaryota, Fungi, Ascomycota, Eurotiomycetes, Eurotiales, Aspergillaceae.